Messenger RNA from Ailuropoda melanoleuca (giant panda), 3531 nucleotides. RefSeq names its product DNA polymerase delta interacting protein 3 (gene POLDIP3). Gene Ontology annotation, molecular function: mRNA binding. The transcript has 10 exons. The coding region runs from base 101 to 1366 and encodes 421 amino acids. Gene Ontology annotation, biological process: poly(A)+ mRNA export from nucleus. Lineage: Eukaryota; Metazoa; Chordata; Mammalia; Carnivora; Ursidae. Gene Ontology annotation, cellular component: nucleus; nuclear speck. The record is from RefSeq and is a predicted model, not a curated record.
GCCGUACGCCGGAAGCAGCUAGUUGCUCCGUAGCGGCCGAAGGGGCGGGCUCGAGGGCCGAGGGAGUCUAAGCUCCUCGCGGCUUGUUUGGUGGUGCAAGAUGGCGGACAUCUCCCUGGACGAGCUCAUCCGGAAGCGCGGGGCUGCGACGAAGGGGCGUCUCAAUGCCAGACCAGGAGUCGGAGGUGUUCGAUCUCGUGUUGGGAUCCAGCAGAGCCUCCUCAGCCAGCCGGCCCGCACGGCCACCUUCCAGCAGAGGUUUGACGCCCGGCAGAAGAUUGGCCUCGCAGACGCCCGGCUCAAGCUGGGGGUCAAGGAUGCCCGGGAAAAGCUUUUGCAAAAAGAUGCUCGGUUCCGGAUCAAAGGGAAAGUGCAGGAUGCCAGAGAGAUGCUGAACUCGCGGAAGCAGCAGAGCACGGCGCCCCAGAAGCCCCGCCCGGUGGCCGAUGCCCGCGAGAAGAUCAGCUUGAAGCGGAAUUCCCCAGCCACCUUCAUGAGCCCCCCCAUCGGGACCGUGACCCCUGCCCUGAAGCUCACCAAAACCAUCCAGGUUCCCCAGCAGAAGGCCAUGGCACCACUCCACACCCAUCCUGCUGGAAUGAGGAUCAAUGUUGUCAAUAACCACCCGGCCAAACAGAACGUGUAUGACUUGGAGGAAGAUGAUGACCCGGUCGCUCCUGUUCCUGGUAAACAGAUGAAAUUCGCAGCCUCGGGCGGCUUCCUCCAUCAUACUGCCGGACUGAGCAGUUCCAAGUUCUCCAUGUCCAAGGCCCUCCCUCUCACCAAAGUGGUUCAAAAUGAUGCAUACACCGCUCCUGCCCUCCCCUCCUCUGUUCGAACAAAAGCCUUGACCAGCAUGUCUCGGACACUAGUGAACAAGGAGGAGCCCCCCAAAGAGCUGCCGUCUGCUGAGCCUGUUCUCAGCCCUUUGGAAGGCACCAAGAUGACCGUGAACAAUCUACACCCUCGAGUCACGGAGGAAGACAUCGUGGAGCUUUUCUGUGUGUGUGGAGCCCUCAAAAGGGCUCGGCUGGUCCAUCCUGGCGUAGCAGAGGUGGUCUUUGUGAAGAAGGACGAUGCCAUUACUGCAUAUAAGAAGUAUAACAACAGGUGUUUGGACGGGCAACCCAUGAAGUGCAACCUUCACAUGAAUGGGAACGUUAUCACCUCAGACCAGCCCAUCCUGCUACGGCUGAGUGACAGCCCCUCAGUGAAGAAGGGGGGUGAGCUGCCUCGCAGGGUGAAUUCUACCGCCUCAUCCAGCCCCCCUGCCGAAGUGGACCCUGACACCAUCCUGAAAGCACUCUUCAAGUCUUCAGGGGCCUCCGUGACUACACAGCCCACAGAAUUCAAAAUCAAACUUUGAGUGGGUGGGGGGUGAGGGAGCCGGGGGCAGAGGAGGGUGGCUCUGUUUCCUAGAGCAAAGCUUGUGACCAAUGGACCGUCGGACUGGAGGCCCCUGAGCGCGGUAGAGUUGCCGGGGGUAGAGCGCUUCCUCACUGGACGGGACCCACCUUUCUGUGUUGUGUUCUGCCCUGUGCUCUUCUGUACGUUAACAUUUCCUGUAGUCUGUUUCUUCUCCCUGCACCUCAUCACCAAGGUAGGCUUGUGUUGCUCAGAGUGUCUCUCCCCUCAUCUCAGCCCCAGACUGAUUUCUUAUCUGAAAAUGGUACCCUAGGUUCUCUGGAUGGCUUUCUUGUGGCCCCAUGGAAUGCAGGGCAGGGGCCUCUGUGAAGGACACUUCUUUCUCUGGGAGGCAAUGCCUCCCUUCCUCUUUUUUAAACUUUCAGAUGAAGUGGGGAGUGGGAACCCCUGCCCUCCUGGGGGAAGCCAGGUCAUUGAAGAGCUGUGCUGCUCACCUGCCUUGUCAUCGCAGGUGGCCUGGGCGGGGAUCAGGCCACAGCCCUCCUGUCCUCUCACCACGAUUGGCUCUGGACAGUGUUGUGGUGUGGAGAGGGCCAUGUGGCAAGGGCAGGUGAGGCUGCUGCUCUGCUGGGAAAAGCAUCCCCUGCCCUUACUGUGCUGUCUCCAGCGGCUCAGUCCGUUCUCAAGGUCACGUUUCCCUCUCCUUGCGUCCUGCUGUGUGCCCCCCCCCCCCAGCUCUCAACCUUCCGCGUCUUGUUGCCAGGAGGGGCGUGCAUCGUCAGCCCUUCCAGUUUUCACCUGGCAUGGCGCUCGUCACACCUGGUUUGGUGUAAAUGUCAGCUCUCCGCUAGUUGGAUUUGUUUUUAAAGGUCUGCCUCUUCUUCUGUGACACUGAGGGUCUGGGGGAUUAUUUGGAUGGGAGAGGUUAGUUUGCUCCUGGCUCUUCUUUUCUGGCCUCGGAUGCCUACAGGACAAUAGGGAUGCUGAGAGGCACAGAUCCAGCUGCCACUGAGGGGCACUGUUCCCAGGAUUGUGACUGACCCGUCCGUCCAUGACCAGAGGGGUCUUUCCCUGCCUUGGCAGUGAAGGGCGCAGGGAGUGCUGGGUGGUAGGGAGGGCAUGGAGAGAGCAGAGCAGCCCCUCCAAGUGAGCUGGUAGGCUCUUCCCUCAGCGUGGUUCCAGGUGGUGGGGCAGAACUGUAGCCACCAGGGGCAGCCCCUGAAUAGCAGGACAGCAGAACUCCACAGGCCUCUUCGGUCUCCUGCUGCCUUGUUGGGACUGCAGAGGGCAUCCAGGCUGGCAGAGCUGGAGCAAGUUGGGCAGCAGGGCUCAGGGAGCUGUACAGAAUGAUUAGCAAGCGAGCGCUGUGAAAGGCAUGAGUCUAGAAAGUAGAGGGGACCUGAGACACUAAGAGCCUUUCGUGGCCUGCUUGGGACCAGCCCAGUGAAGAAAAAUCUGGAAACCCAUGUUUCCAGAGUUCUGUCUGUAAACAGGAAGGACCCAGGCUUUGAACACCGCUCAGUCCCCCAGCUCUUAGGCUGCUCAGGCCUUGGAAGUCAGUGGAAGGUACCCGAUGGUACUCCACCGUCUGGUUCUUUGAAGAAUGCUGCUUUCGUUCCCUUGUUCCCUUUCCCCCUUUGAACAGGUGCAAACUUAGUUCUUCUCAGCAGCUGGAAGACAUUCCUCCUACACUUUCCCCUUCCUGACCCAUGAGAGCACCUACAAGGCAGUAGGACCUGGCUUCUCAGGUUCUGGGGGCAGUGGGAUCACUGCUUGGACUCUGCUUCAAGUAGGGAUGAUAAGUAUCCUGUCUGCAUGGCUUUCCCCUCCUCCCCCCCCCCAGCCCCAGUCCCAUGCCAGGCUGCUCUGGCGUUCACAGAGUUCAUUGAGCCCCGCUGCAGCCUCCCGGCCGUCUGGACCGUGUCUGCUGGAUACCCGUAUGGUACAUUGCAGGGUGGAGCCUGUUUGCCUCCCCUGCUCUACAGGGUGUCGUCAUGGGAAAUGGAAGAGAAGGUGGUGGGCCGAUCCUUGCGUUCCUCUCCACCUCCCACCCCUCCACAUUCCUCAUGUGUAUCUCUAGUUCAAAAGGAGAGGAAGAGACAUUAAGGGAUGGAGGAGACUCUAUGUUACUUACCCAUUUCUGAAUAAAUAUUUGUUAUUCCUACC